Messenger RNA from Lasiosphaeria miniovina, 1026 nucleotides. RefSeq lists its product as uncharacterized. The transcript has 3 exons. The record is from RefSeq and is a predicted model, not a curated record. The coding region runs from base 1 to 1026 and encodes 341 amino acids. NCBI's taxonomy places the organism in Eukaryota, Fungi, Ascomycota, Sordariomycetes, Sordariales, Lasiosphaeriaceae.
AUGUCGUCUAUCGCAGUCGAGUCAUCCAGACCCCUGGCUGUGGAUGGUCCGCCGUCUCCUUCUCCCAGGACUGCUUCGAUCUCUCUCCAAGCUGCUGCCAUACUCAACGCCGGCCUGCAGCGAGAGGAACCUUCUCGCCGUUCCUCGAGCAGCUCCGCGUCUCGAAGCCGACAAUCCCCCAGCUCCGGUCGCCGCCGAUCUCAGGUUCUUAUGAACCUCCAGAUUGCCGACCCAAGCACACCGGGACCGGGCGAGAUGAUCGCAGAACCCCACCCUCAAGGUGGCAGCGUCCGUGCCGCCAGUCCCCAGCCCUUCUCGGCAUCUCCCCGACUGAUGGCCUCGGGCGAGCCGCGCCACUUUCGGACCCCUAGCCUCGGAGAGCUCCACCAGGAGCUCGAGAACGAGCAGGAGUUCCAGGUCAACCGGCUACUGCAAGAGAUCCGCCGGUUGCAGCAGCAGGUUCUGCGUCAGCAGCAACCCGGAGGUCUGCCUUCCUCCACCUCCAACGUUGGAGAAGAAGUGUCGGAUCGGGCCGUGCCACUCCCCAUCCCGUCAUCAUCGGCAAUACAAUCCGCCCACCCUGCUCCAGGCGCCCCUGGAUCUUCGCUUUCACGAUCACCCGGCUUCCCGCACCACCCUCGCAGCUCGUUCGACUUGGCACGCGUUGAUCUGCAACGCCGGUCUAGGACCCCGAGUCGAGGCGCCUCGCCUAGGCUCCGCGCCACUUCGAUCAGCGGCGAGAGCGGGGAGCAGUGGGUUCUUGGCGGCCGUGACGAGAGCGCUUUCUACCAGGCCGAGACGCAAAUGCUGAUUCGAGAGAAUCAAAUGCUCCGCCAUCGGAUCCGUGAUCUUGGCAAAACAGAACGGCAACUGUCGGAGUUGACUGGCACCGCAACCGCCAUCUCCACUACCCACGAGCCUUCACAUUCUUCCCAUUUGCACCAAUCGACAUCUAUUUCCGAAGAAGAAUCUGCUAGGCUAGCCUUGGGGACAGCCACGCAGUCGUCAACUACAGGGGACGAUUGA